Messenger RNA from Puccinia graminis f. sp. tritici CRL 75-36-700-3, 639 nucleotides. RefSeq lists its product as uncharacterized. Lineage: Eukaryota; Fungi; Basidiomycota; Pucciniomycetes; Pucciniales; Pucciniaceae. Bases 1 to 639 code for a protein of 212 amino acids. The transcript has a single exon. The record is from RefSeq and is a predicted model, not a curated record.
AUGUCGACCAAAGUGAUCUGUGAAACCAAAGUCCUCUUGACUCCUAACAACUACGCCCUCUGGCUAUUACCGAUGGAAGCAAGACUUUUCAGAUUGAAACUCCUCAACAUCGUCGAUAGCGAAGUCGAACCUGACGAAAAAGAAAAAGAAACAUGGAUGAAGCUCAACAACGACGCGUAUGCAGAAAUCAUUGGGUACAUCGGACAGGAAGUACUUGGUUUUCUUAGCUCUGCCCUGCCUGUAACUCCUCACUUCAACGGUCAAGGUAUCUGGAAACUCCUGAAAUCGCAAUAUGCCGGCAAUGAUCUAACCUCUCAAACAACCCAUCUCGAUCAAUUUCUACAUCUCAGCUUUUCCUCUUUCACUACCUUCAUCCCCGCCGUUCAAUCGGCAAAUAAAAAGAUAUCGAUGUCGGGCCUUAUCUUGGACAAUCGCGUUCGAACCAUCCUGAUGCUUAAGAAACUUCCGUCUGACUAUCGCUCUUUUUGCGAUAUUGUUUCGAUGAACUAUGGUUCCGAGUCGUUUGAAUCGGUCAUUAAAAAGCUUGAAAGCUACAUCGCUCAAAACGACCUCGACAAGAAACCAUCAUCUACCCAACGGUGGGCCGCUACACUAACCGUAGCGGUUAGUGUAGCGUAA